UUUCUGGGAACCUUCGCUGUCAGGGCUGCUCAUCCAUGAUCAUUAUUCUAAAUGCGUUUGCAGAUGCUUUUGUAGCAAACACUUUAUAUUUUUCUCCGAGUGCAUAAAAUAUCUAAGUAAUUUAGAAAUAAGAAGGAAGGUACAAUGGUAGUUUGUUGCAUUUGUGGCAUCGAAUGGAUGCCAGACAGCGUUAGUUUUCACAAAUUUCCAAAAUCCGACAAUAUAAGGAAUCGCUGGCUUGCAGCUAUUAACAAACGGAUAACGAAUUUUACAUUGAACAAACACGCGAAGAUAUGUGGUCAGCAUUUUGCACUGGAGUGUUUUAUAGUAACGGAAACUGGCAAACGUUAUUUGAAGUCGUAUGCUGUGCCUAGUAUAUUUGAUAUGCCCUUAAAGAAGAAAUACAUACUUACUCAGUCUGUACGAACAGAUGAAGGUGAUCUUGCAAUUACUAAUGAAGAGCCAUGCUCAGAAGUAACUGUAGGCACCAAUGAAGUAGCGGAAGAUAAUUCGCAGGAAUCAUCUGUUUCUAUCGUCAAAGAUCCAAACUUGACUGAGCUCGAUACUGUACAUAGUGGGAUCUUUAAUAUCUCGGUCAUUAAAGAAGAGGUAAUUAUUGAGGAUCAUAAUGCAGAUCAACAUGAAAUUGUUCCGAACACUAGUCAUGAAGAAUUACAUUCAGAAAUUAUGAGUGUUAAAGAAAACAGAGCUAAUGGCUCGACCACCAGACGACAGCGGGCGACUAAAUACGGUACCAUACAUAGUGGAAUUGUGGAUAUUUCACUCGUUAACAAAGAACUAGUGGACGCACAACGUGCAACAGAAAAAUGUAAUGUGCUAUUGAGGAAGAAAUUAAAAAAUUCUCAACAGAAGUGCAGAAGAUUACAAAGAAAAGUCACAUUUUUAACUUUACUCAUAAAACAUUUGCAAAACAAGAUGUUGUCGCAAGAUAGUGCGAAAUCAUUAGAAGUAAAUUCAGAAUAGUGCACCAGGAGUGGAGGAAGGAGCGAAAUCAAUUGAUCACAUUCGCAAGGAAAUGGUUUGCAAAUAUUGUAUAUUAUAGAUAAGUGAGCAAAUAAAUUGUAAUUUUUUUAAACAAAUUAUGCGAAGUCUCAUGAAUUAUAAAAACCUGUGUGCAUUCACGAAAGCAAUCGACGCGCUUCCUUCGAGUUAAGAUCUUGUGCUGAUAUAUAUAUAAUAUAUAUUGAAGGGAUUGUUUUUUAUUGCCGUAAUAACAUAUGUUGCAUAAUAUUAAAGUAGUAACAACGCUGCUUAUUGCAUACUUUAAGGUACAAUUGUCAGUGAAGCCCAGACACACACUUCUAAUUAUUAUUAUUAAUUUAUUCCAGUGAAUCUAAUACAUACACAAACGACUUCUUUUUUCCCUUGUAAUAAUGUUCCAUUCACUCGAUCGCUUUUCUCAUUUUUCAUAUCGUCCCUCAAAUUACAUGGCUAAAGUCUAGAAACUAAUCUUAGAAACUUAGUUAUGCCAAAAGCAAAAUUUGGCAAGUUCGUUCGUUAACAAAGAAAGUAAAUUGGUUCUAAUGUUCUGAAACGGGGUAGAAAAGACCGAACGAUACGCUUACUUAAGAAUCGCCGCGAUUACGUUAGUCACCCUAAAGUAAUGCAUGGGAUGCACGGCAUGGUGUCUCUCAAUUUACAAAUCUAGUACGAACGUGCAUUAUGCCGAAUGUUCCGUCCUUCUUUAUAAAUACGAUGACAAUAUGUACAGAUAUCGAUGUCGUUACAUGUAUACAUAGAGCAACGACGGCUUCUAGAUUCGUUUCCGAACUAUACGAACGUCGAGAAAUGCAUCAGUGUACAUGCGUGUACGCGCGCGCGCGCGCGCGUGUGUGUGUGUGUGUGCGCGACUUAUCUUAAAUCUUAAAGAACAUUAAAAAAUAACGAGAAAAUCCACGUAGAAAAAGUGGCUUCCUCUCUUUCUCACGAGCAAUCAAAAUGCGUUUUAAAAUCAUGAAGAGAAGAAAGUGAAGAUUUAUUUUUUUUUAGGCAAUCCUUCGAAUUUUUCCUUUUCUUACAGACAGCUUGUGUGAAAUUCGCAAUUCUCGUAAUCGGUACCAAAACCAAAAGCAAUGGAGUAAAUAAAAAUAAAGAUUUCUACCGCAUCGAAAUGAUACGACCCAUGCAUUACAAUAGCACAUCACGCAGAGAGAGAUUUGUCUCAACUCUCAGCCCGAUGUCAGUCUUGACCUAAAGUGAUCGCCGUUGUUCACCGUACUGAAUGACGUCUCCGCGAAUGUACAAUUCAAAAUGAACCGCAGGCCUCGAAGUGUCGUGAAUGUUCUAAAAGCUUCACGCGCAAUCUAUUGUCGCGAAUUUAUAGCGAAUAAAUUACAACAAUGUUUUUCGAAAAUCAGCACACCGUAAAGAGAUGAAAACUCGCUCGUUUAAAACUAAACAUGUCUUAAAUAGACUUAAGUAAUGUAUUCUCGUUACGUGCAAUAUUAAACGCUAGAGAGAUGUAAAUCAUAUAUAUCCAUAAAGACAUUUAAGAAAAUAAUCUAUAUCGCUUAUCUAUAAAGAAUGUAUAAAUACAUAGAAUGUGAAAACUUGGUUCUAUAUGCCGAAUGUACACAUAAUAAAUACAGAAAUAAUGAAAAAACUC
Molecule: messenger RNA, 2626 nt
Organism: Ooceraea biroi (clonal raider ant)
Lineage: Eukaryota; Metazoa; Arthropoda; Insecta; Hymenoptera; Formicidae
Product: THAP domain-containing protein 1
Biological process (GO): regulation of transcription by RNA polymerase II
Cellular component (GO): nucleus
Molecular function (GO): RNA polymerase II cis-regulatory region sequence-specific DNA binding; DNA-binding transcription factor activity
Source: RefSeq, a predicted model, not a curated record